AUCGCCCUGCGGCUGAUCCUGGUGAGCGGGAAGACGCAGGAGUUCCUGUUCCCGCCGGGAGCCUCGGCCGCCGACAUCGCGCGCCACGUGCACGACCGCUGGCCGCCGGACUGGGAGGAGGAGCGCGUGAGCAGCGCCUCCAUCCUGCGCCUCAUCUACCAGGGCCGCUUCCUGCACGGCAACGUCACGCUGGGAGCGCUGAAGCUGCCGCCCGGGAGGACCGCGGUGAUGCACCUCGUGGCCAGGGAGACGCUGCCGGAGCCCAACUCGCAAGGUCAGAGGAACCGCGAGAAGACGGGCGAGAGCCACUGCUGCGUGAUCCUGUAGCCCCGGCCCCUCCCCCGCUGACGCGCGCCUGGGGGCGGGGCCACGGCGGGGGGCGGGGCCAGGGGCCCGGGAGCUCCUGGACCGCGCCUGCGCGCAGAGAGACUUCCGGGCGGACGGCGCCUGCGCACAGAGACGCUUCCGCUUGCUCCGCGGACGGCGCCUGCGCAGAGAGACUCUUCCGCUUGCUUCGCGGACGGCGCCUGCGCAGAGAGACUCUUCCGCUUGCUCCGCGGUCGGCGCCUGCGCAGAGACUGUUCCGGCUCGCCCCCGUGGACUGCGCCUGCGCAGACACUCUCCGGGCGCAGCGCGCCGCACAGCGCUCUACUUGUGUGCCCGGGCGCCGCCCCGCGCCUGACGCCGACGCUGUGUAACCCGGGGCCGCGCCCCGCCGGGCCCCGAGCGCAAUAAACGGUAUAAGCGGC
This is a messenger RNA of Psammomys obesus (fat sand rat), 749 nucleotides long. RefSeq names its product ubiquitin like 3 (gene Ubl3). The record is from RefSeq and is a predicted model, not a curated record. NCBI's taxonomy places the organism in Eukaryota, Metazoa, Chordata, Mammalia, Rodentia, Muridae. Gene Ontology annotation, molecular function: protein binding.